Lemur catta (Ring-tailed lemur) is the source of this 7360-nucleotide messenger RNA. RefSeq names its product exostosin like glycosyltransferase 3 (gene EXTL3). Lineage: Eukaryota; Metazoa; Chordata; Mammalia; Primates; Lemuridae. The record is from RefSeq and is a predicted model, not a curated record. The transcript has 8 exons. Gene Ontology annotation, cellular component: membrane. Gene Ontology annotation, molecular function: glycosyltransferase activity. The coding region runs from base 1822 to 4581 and encodes 919 amino acids.
UCCGCAGUCGCCUGUCGGAAAUGGCUGCUGGCCGGCAGGGGGAGCGGGGGAUCCGGCGCGGCCUGGAAGGCGGGCGGCCGGCGGCCGGAGCGGCUUCUGGGACGCCGAGUUUCGCGCAGGCGGCGGCUCGUCUCUGAACUGGAAGCCGGGUCUCUCUCUGUUGCCUGGACUGGAGCACAGUCAGUAGUGCAGUCGUAGCUCACUGCAGCCUCAAACUCCUGGUCUCGAGCGUCCUUCUGCCUCGGCCUCCUCAGUGGUUGAGACUAUAGGAGAGCAAGCCCCGGAGUUCACUAUUUCAAGAAAUCGUGUGCUGAAGUGUGACGCUCCGUAAGUCACAGAAAAGAAGGAUCCUGAAACGUGGCGAGGAAGGAGGAGUCAUCUGGAUGGCCUUGAUUAUGUUUUUAUUCUUUGACUCCAUUGUUUCUUUAUGAUUUGAUCUGAGUGCAGAGAAUGUUGUUUUGGAAGCAACAAGAGAUUCAAACAUCUGAGCCAAAAGGAUAAUGCAAAUGCUUUGGAAAUACUGACCUACAUUCUUUGGAGUACUUGGUCAGCUGUUAACUAUCCAAGUUUAGAUUAUCCAAACACUUAAACCUUUUAGUAACAGUGUCAUCAACUGUUUGUUUUUACUUAAAGGGAGAGAAGGCUCUGCCAAGCCUUUGAUAGUUAUACAUCUUUAAUAAAGGUAGACUCUAGGUAGAGUGGCCGUGCCUCUGUGAAGUACCACUUGUUCUGUACCCUUGUAGCAGUGCCCUGUUGUUUGUUUACGUCUUAUCUCUUAGGCUAAAGGAAGUUCCAUGAGGUCAAGGAUUAUUAUACAUUCUAGAUUAUCCCACAGUUGUACUUAGCAUGUCUUAGACAUGUUAAAAGUAUGAUGAAUAUUUUUUGGAAGAAAUGAAUGAAAGAGAUAGGGAAUAUUCUUUGGCAGAGAAUAUUAUGAAUUCUUCUACAUGUGUUAAAUUUGAAGGAAAACAAGGGGAAAGUUUCCGUAGCCUGUGACAGUGAAGUUCAGUAAGAGAACAGGGCUGGGAAUGUUUCAGAAUUGAUUAGCCUAAAGUACCCUCACAUCUUCCAUGCUUUAUUUUCAUAGCUAGCAACAUAAUAUAUUGUUAUCUCUGUGCACUUAUCUCCAUUUUAGAAGCUUAGGAAACUGAGGUCUGAUAGCAAGUCUGUCCCCCAAAGGAUGAGGAAUAAUGCCUCUCACUUCUAAGUAUAGUGUUCUUUCUAAAAGACCAAGUUGCUAUUUAUAUUUUAAGAAAGAGCACAUGAUGUCUGCUAAUGGAAGAUAAAUGAGGAGCAAACUGGGAAGUACAUUUUGUCCCUGGAUUACUGCAUCUACUACUGGGCCUGAGUGUUGACAAUGACAUCGAUAAGAGGCUGGCAUUUCUUGCUGUUCUAACCAGCCACUGUGUAACUGUGAAUAGGAACUAUGCAUAUUUGUUGGUCAGCAAAACCAAGGAACAAGCGCUAUGGCAGUUGAAAAAGUCUGUCUGAUUUCAGGGUAUUUUUCCUGCGUUUUGUCAUCAGGAAACUCCCCCCUUUCAUCUCGGCCACAAUGUGGUACCUUUUACCGUUUGAUAAAGAUUAAGGACAUGUUUUUUGGUCAACAACCAGAACUUAAAAUCUGCUGGAAUAGGAUCAGAUACCAUUUCGGUCGCAGCUGAGGAAAAUGAAAUUUCCGUUUUAUCUGGUGCCUUGUACCGGGAGCACGUCGACUCUUCUGGAAACGAAUGUGUGAAUGAAACGAGGUUGAGUUUUGUCUUAUAGAAGCCCAUGGUUAUGGCGAGGGAGCCGACGUGACCAGAGGGCAGAGCCACGGCACUCAUGACGGGCUACACCAUGCUGCGGAACGGGGGGGUGGGGAACGGAGGGCAGACCUGCAUGCUGCGGUGGUCCAACCGCAUCCGCCUCACCUGGCUCAGCUUCACCCUCUUCGUCAUCCUGGUGUUCUUCCCCCUCAUCGCCCACUACUAUCUCACCACUCUGGAUGAGGCCGAUGAGGCCGGCAAGCGGAUUUUCGGCCCGCGGGCCGGUAACGAGCUCUGCGAGGUAAAGCAUGUGCUGGAUCUGUGCCGCAUUCGCGAGUCAGUGAGCGAAGAGCUCCUACAGCUGGAAGCCAAGCGGCAGGAGCUGAACAGUGAAAUUGCCAAGCUGAACCUGAAGAUCGAAGCCUGCAAGAAGAGCAUUGAGAAUGCCAAGCAGGACCUGCUGCAGCUCAAGAACGUCAUUAGCCAGACCGAGCACUCUUACAAAGAGCUGAUGGCCCAAAACCAGCCCAAACUUUCUCUGCCCAUCCGACUGCUCCCGGAGAAGGAUGACGCCGGCCUCCCUCCCCCAAAGGUCAUCCGGGGUUGCCGGCUGCACAACUGUUUCGAUUAUUCUCGUUGCCCUCUCACCUCUGGUUUUCCGGUCUAUGUUUAUGACAGUGACCAGUUUGCCCUCGGCAGCUACCUGGAUCCCUUGGUCAAGCAGGCGUUCCAGGCUACGGCGCGAGCCAACGUUUAUGUUACAGAAAAUGCAGACAUUGCCUGCCUGUAUGUGAUACUAGUGGGAGAAAUGCAGGAACCAGUCGUGCUGCGGCCUGCUGACCUGGAGAAGCAGUUGUAUUCUCUGCCGCACUGGCGGAGAGACGGACACAACCAUGUCAUCAUCAGUCUGUCGCGGAAGUCACACACACAGAACUUGCUCUAUAACGUCAGUACGGGCCGCGCCAUGGUGGUCCAGUCCACCUUCUAUGCUGCCCAGUACAGACCCGGCUUUGACCUGGUCGUAUCGCCACUAGUCCAUGCCAUGUCCGAACCCAACUUCAUGGAAAUCCCACCGCAGGUGCCAGUGAAGCGGAAAUAUCUCUUCACCUUCCAGGGUGAGAAGAUCGAGUCCCUGCGAUCCAGCCUUCAGGAGGCCCGCUCCUUCGAAGAAGAAAUGGAGGGCGACCCUCCAGCUGACUACGACGACCGGAUCAUCGCCACCCUGAAGGCCGUGCAGGACAGCAAACUAGAUCAGGUCCUGGUGGAGUUCACCUGCAAGAACCAGCCUAACCCCAGCCUGCCUACGGAGUGGGCGCUGUGUGGGGAGCGGGAGGACCGCCUGGAGCUCCUGAAGCUUUCCACCUUUGCCCUCAUCAUCACCCCCGGGGACCCUCACUUGGUUAUCUCAGCUGGCUGUGCCACACGGCUCUUUGAAGCCCUGGAGGCCGGUGCUGUCCCCGUGGUGCUGGGGGAGCAAGUGCAGCUUCCGUACCAGGACGUGCUGCAGUGGAGCGAGGCGGCCCUGGUGGUGCCCAAGCCCCGUGUGACCGAGGUUCAUUUCCUGUUACGGAGUCUCUCCGAUAGCGACCUCCUGGCUAUGAGGCGGCAAGGCCGCUUUCUCUGGGAGACUUACUUCUCCACUGCUGACAGUAUUUUUAAUACCGUGCUGGCUAUGAUUAGGACUCGCAUUCAGAUCCCAGCUGCCCCCAUCCGGGAAGAGGCAGCAGCUGAGAUCCCCCAUCGGUCGGGCAAGGCGGCGGGGACCGACCCCAACAUGGCCGACAACGGGGACCUGGACCUGGGGCCGGUGGAAACAGAGCCACCUUACGCCUCACCCAAAUACCUCCGCAACUUCACCCUGACCGUCACUGACUUCUACCGCAGCUGGAACUCUGCCCCAGGCCCUUUCCAUCUUUUCCCCCACACACCCUUUGACCCUGUGUUGCCCUCAGAGGCCAAAUUUUUGGGCUCAGGGACCGGAUUUCGGCCUAUUGGUGGUGGCGCUGGGGGUUCUGGCAAGGAGUUCCAGGCAGCCCUCGGAGGCAACGUUCCACGGGAGCAGUUCACGGUGGUGAUGCUGACCUACGAGCGGGAGGAAGUGCUCAUGAACUCCUUGGAGAGGCUGAAUGGCCUCCCUUACCUGAACAAGGUGGUGGUGGUGUGGAAUUCGCCCAAGCUGCCAUCAGAGGACCUUCUGUGGCCUGACAUUGGUGUCCCCAUCAUGGUGGUUCGUACUGAGAAGAACAGUUUGAACAAUCGAUUCUUGCCCUGGAAUGAAAUCGAGACCGAGGCCGUGCUGUCGAUCGAUGACGACGCCCACCUCCGCCACGAUGAAAUCAUGUUUGGCUUUCGGGUGUGGAGAGAAGCCCGGGACCGCAUUGUGGGCUUCCCUGGCCGGUACCACGCGUGGGACAUCCCGCAUCAGUCCUGGCUCUACAACUCCAACUACUCCUGUGAGCUGUCCAUGGUGCUGACAGGCGCUGCCUUCUUCCACAAGUAUUACGCCUACCUGUAUUCCUACGUGAUGCCCCAGGCCAUCCGAGAUAUGGUGGACGAGUACAUCAACUGUGAGGACAUCGCCAUGAACUUCCUCGUCUCCCACAUCACUCGGAAACCCCCCAUCAAGGUGACUUCGCGGUGGACUUUCCGAUGCCCGGGAUGCCCUCAGGCCCUGUCACACGACGACUCCCACUUCCACGAGCGGCACAAGUGCAUCAACUUCUUUGUCAAGGUGUACGGCUACAUGCCCCUCCUGUACACCCAGUUCAGGGUGGACUCUGUGCUGUUCAAGACCCGCCUGCCCCACGACAAGACCAAGUGCUUCAAGUUCAUCUAGGGCAUUGCAGGUGUUGGGGAGAGGAUGGGCAGAGUGAGGGAGAUGGCUCUUAGGGCUCCUAGGCAUUGAAGGACCUUGGGGACAUCACUGGGUGGGUGGCCCAGACCCUCUGCCGGGAGAGGCAGCAGGAAGAGGGGGAAGGAGACAGCUGCCUUUAUCUUGAAGUCGGCCACACUGGGCCUGGAACCCUGGUCCGAAGACCCUGGGGUUCCCUGCAGGGCACUGACUGAUAGCUUACACUGAGCAGCAUGGGGACUCCGUGGAGUCUCUCACGUAGUUCACAGCCCAGGACAGCUGGUUUGUGGUUUUUAAAUUCAGUAACAACUAUUAUUAUUAUCUAAAAAGAGAAAGUUUCAGAUUUGCCAUUCGAGGCUUGCUUAUAUGUAUGUGUGUAUAUAUACAUGUAUGUGUGUGUAUAUGUGCACACACACUCACAUACAUAUGCAUAUAUCUAUUUUUGGUGGGAAGAGUUGAAAUGUUCGCCUAAGUGAGGGGAUCCGUCAGGCUCCUGUGCUCCGUAUGUGGGUGGAGGUGGGUCCCGGCCUCUUGCUACCUGGCUUAUCCUUGAAGAUCAUCUCCCGUCCUCCCAGGGCAUCCGUGCAGAAACGAGGGAGGGACUUGGCCGUCCUGUGGGCCCGUUCCCUUCCCCUUUCUGUCGCAGGUCCGUGUUCUAACGCGCGUUCCCCUCGCACAGGAAUCCUUGGGGAGGGCCAUGGCGCGCGGCUGCGCUUCCUCCCGCUGGGUGCAGUGGUUGCUGAGGACUCAUCCAGGCUUGUCCUGGGACCUGCCCCUGUCCUCCCACUCUCUCCCUCACCCAGGGAGUAGGGGGCCCGGACCAGUGGCUCUCUUUGCCCUCUUGUUAAAAAAGAUGCUGUGCUUUGGGGCGUCAGGCUUUUCUGAAGUGCUGUCUCUCGGAGAAAAGCACAGCAAACCGUGCAGGCUGCACGCCGGGUGUGGGCUGAAGCGGUUUGCGGGUCGGCCUGCUCUUGCCGGCGUAGAAAAGCGAGCGUCCUUCGAGGACCCCACCCGGCGGGCCGGGAGGUCUCACAGCAAGGCACCUGCCUUGGGAUAGAUACCUGGGUGAAAUUCACCUUGCCUCCGCCUUUGUCUGGGCCUCCCUCCUGUGUUACCUGUGGUUUGGACCCCUGAUGCCAGGUUGGCUCUAGGACCCCCUGAGGUUUAGUAUGUGCUAGAACACUGGGAGGCUGUGAUUUGCUGUGUAAGCUCAAAUCCGGCCUUGGAAUUUAUCCAUCCACACCCCACAUUUACCACUUACCACUCCCAGUCCAAACUUCUGUUCCUUGGGCUGAAACUGAAAUAAGCUAAUUUUUUUGGUCAUGGUGACAGGAGGGGAACCGAAGAGGGUGUUAGUGGCGUUUGUCAGGGAUUUAGCCCAUGACUUCUAUUUUUCUGAACUCCACUUUCUCAAAGUGGAGUUGACUACAGAAGGUUUCUAGCAACCGAACAAAAGCUCAGGUCUGUCCCGGUCAUGCACAUGCCUUAAGCCAGUUUUGUCUUCCCUAGACCUUGACAUCCUGUGCUUCUAUUUCUUGGGGUACAUUCUCCUCUGACCUGCCCGUCCCUAAUGGGUUCUCUUCAAGUAUUACUUUGACGCCAGGCUCUUCUCUGUAGAUCCCCCCAGCGGGAGGGCUGGCUUGGCUCGCGGGAACUCUCCUCGCUGGCGAACGGGCCCAGGGCUGCUCCAGGACUGUGUCUGGAGGUCCCACUGCGUCAUCUCGCAGCUCUUCCCACACUGGGGCUGCCCCUGGGAAACGAGGCUGUGCUCAGCAGCCCAGCGAGGGGUCCAGCCUGCCCGGCAUCCGCACUUCCUAAUUGCUCUUUCCUUUCCUUCUGACUCCAUUCUUUUUAGCAGGAGCCUCUUCCCUUGGGGGAGCCAAAGAGCGUGGUGUUUUGCGCUAUAUAUGUGGCUGCUAUUUUAUCUUGUUUCUUUUAAUGUGAGGAACUCACAAACUGACUUUGAGUGGGACCGGAGAGCAAAGGGCAGUCUGUGGCAGGACCCCCUUUCGUGGCACCAGAGUGCGGGGUCCCUGACUGUUGCCGGUAGCUCCAUGCGUAGCUGAGCGGGCAGAAAUUACGGAUGACAACAGAAUGCGCCAGAGGGAGGGCUACGGUGUCAGAGCUGCAGAUGAGGACAGCACUCGUCGGCCCCGAAAGGAACACUAACCUGACUGCAGACAGGCCCCCGCAGACACUGGGCGUGUCCCCCCGGGCACGCGGGUGGACGUGGCGUGUUGCGGUCAGGCCCUGAGGCGCGGCGCUGCGGGGUGGGCGAGGGAGGGGCCCAGUGCCCGCCCUUGGUGUCGCUCACCGUGGCAGAGCGCCCACCCGACUCACCCGGAACGGGACAGCGGCCCUGCAGACCCUGGGCUCCCCGUGGCUGUCCAUAGGUAGCACCUGGUUCCCUAGUGGUGGCUCCCGGGGCCCGCUGUGGCCUUGUUUUCCAGUUUGCCGUUCGCCGCGAGGGUCGCCCGCCCACGCGGUGGCUCGCAGGGCGCAGCUCGGGCCGGGCCGAGCCUCUGCUCGCCGGGCGGUGGUUGUGGGUCAGGCCUGGACGGCACCACGGGCCAGGGCUCCCUGGUCACAGGGUCCCAUCCGCGACGACAGCAGCUGCCUGGGUGUGCACAGGGAGCCCCCGCUGGGAACGGGGGCGCUCUGAUGCCCACGCCGUGCCCAUCCACCCCCUUUUCCAGUCAUCAGCACAAUGGUCUUACGUUGGAUUUUUGUAAAAAAAAUAAAAUAAAUGGAAACUUUAACUCAA